GAAGACAGAGCGAACAGCUGUUUGCUAAAUGGUUAUGCUAAUGACAGAACUGCGGUGUUCUAUUGUUAAACAACAGCUGAGGACGUUUUUAAUUUCAUUAAAGACUGAUGGUUUGAGUUCUGAAGGACGCAUUUUUGUCUGCAACGAGCGGCUAACCACAGAAAGGAAGCCAUGAGCUUUCAGGCCAGUCGGAGAAGAGGAGAAGAGGGCAUUGCCGUGGUGAUUGACUUCCUGCUGGCUAACGCUCGGCUGGUUCUGGGAGUCGGUGGUGCUGCUCUGCUAGGCAUUGCUACCUUAGCAGUUAAACGGCUGAUAGAGCGGGCAGGCCGUGCAGCAGAAGAUGAAAAGGUGGAGCAGAAGGUGGCUGAGAGCUGGGAGGAGCUAAGUUUAGUCUCUGCUUCUCCAACGCUCAUCAAGAAGGGAAUAGAGGGUGUUGUAAUGAAGCACGUCUCCAAGGCAACUAAACAGCAAAAAGCUGAUCUGUGUGAAAACCUUGAAGUGUCCCCACUGGAGGUACAGCCUAACCUUGAGGCUAAGUCCAAGAGGCUUCAGCUUUGUGUGCUGACACUACAGGAGCGCCUGCAGCAGUACUACUCCAGCAGAGUGGUGCUGGCUCCACAAGAAGUAAAGAGGGCUCAGUCUCUGGCUCUGGAUAUCUGCUCUGAGAUUCAGGGCUUUCUUCACAGCCGUCACCCAGACAUGCCUCUGGGAGAAAUGAACCUCGGAGGUUCUCUCCUGGAUGAUUUGCAGGUGGUCUGUGCAGACCACGUGUGUCUGCUAGUGCCCCUACAGCUGGAACCUUCAUUGUGGCGCCUCAUUCCUGGAGAGGAGACACUACUAACACACCCUCUGCACUGGAUGGUGCGUCGGGUCAACCUGGAAUAUUUUCCAAGAGGGCGCAGUUACUGGGACAGGUACUUGGUGGGAGGUUACCUGUCAUCAGAAGCUGUUGUGAGCUUGUUCAGUAAGGCUGUCAUGGAAACUGUGAACUGGCCGUCUGUCAGCAGCACUUUGGACUGUCUCGUCAGACCAGUACUGGGAGUGUCGGACCUGAGACUGGAGAUCCGGCCUGAAAGUGAAGCGUUGAGCAGUGAUCCACCAAUCUUCAUCUCAAUGCUGCCCAUCCUCAGAGAGGGCGAUGUGGUCCUGACGGCCCAGCCAGAGCUCACGUCUCCUUGGGUUAACGCCUGGCACCUCUCUCUCUACCCAUGGGAGACCCAGCGCCUGGCUCAGCUGGACACUGCUGAUGAUGGCUGCCGCAGGUUAACACUCAAAAUCCUGAAGGCUGUUUGCAAACUGAGCCCCCCUCUCCGUCCCCUAGAGGCCGCCCCGCUGGCCAAUCUGAUCCUACACCUCAGCGACACAGAGGACGACUGGUCCAAGAGCAGCCUGGAUGUCAGAUUACAGCAGUGUAUCACUCAGCUAAUUGGUCAUCUGGAACAGGGAGCGUUACACAGCUACUUCAAACCUGCCGUCAAUCUGCUGAGCAGCCUGUCCGAGGAUCAGGUGGACCAGAUGGGUUUCAUGCUCUACUGUGCGGUGUCGGAUCCGGAAAUACUGCUCAUUUGAAUCCCAAGGUUUCCACAGACAUGCAAUAUUGCAUCUGAUACAAAGAGGUGCAGUCACUGUGUCAUGGCAGGUGAAAUGUCUGCAAGGCAGAUACAGAAGGGAUGGUUAAAGUGCUAAAAGUCCCACAGGAAGAGGGAAAAGUGCCAAUGGAAAAAGAAGAGGACAAAAUAAUAACGCUUUAGUACCAACCUAUGCUGCUGGUUUUGCAUUUUGGUUUUUGCACAUUUAUGAAUUAAAGGCUUGCAUUUUUCUUCAUGAUUUUUAAAAAGUUCUUUGAAUAUCCUGCUUAUGCAGAGAAACAGAUAACCUGCUGAAAUUGUUCCUCUUCAGUAACCUGGCUUUGGUAAAUUUGAAUAGUUCUCAGUAGGACUUUUACAGUUUUCUUCCGUCUUUAUUCAGAAAGUUCUCUCAUCAUCUUACAUAUUUUUAAACAGUGAGCUUUGUCAGCAAAUUUCAUCUGUGUUUUUAUUAGGAUAUGUGCGUGUGUGUGUGUGGAUAUAAACAGCGAAAUAAAAUGUCCUUAUUUACCCCAUUAUGUUACAUAACCUC
Messenger RNA from Cyprinodon variegatus (sheepshead minnow), 2118 nucleotides. RefSeq names its product mitochondrial dynamics protein MID51-like (gene mief2). The coding region runs from base 172 to 1569 and encodes 465 amino acids. The transcript is spliced from 8 exons. Gene Ontology annotation, biological process: mitochondrion organization; positive regulation of mitochondrial fission. Lineage: Eukaryota; Metazoa; Chordata; Actinopteri; Cyprinodontiformes; Cyprinodontidae. The record is from RefSeq and is a predicted model, not a curated record. Gene Ontology annotation, cellular component: mitochondrial outer membrane.